Molecule: messenger RNA, 2758 nt
Organism: Mus pahari (shrew mouse)
Lineage: Eukaryota; Metazoa; Chordata; Mammalia; Rodentia; Muridae
Gene: Gpr85
Product: G protein-coupled receptor 85
Exons: 1
Coding region: 168-1280 (370 amino acids)
Biological process (GO): G protein-coupled receptor signaling pathway
Cellular component (GO): plasma membrane
Molecular function (GO): G protein-coupled receptor activity
Source: RefSeq, a predicted model, not a curated record
UUCUGAUGGCAAAUCAAACGGAAGGCAAGAGGAGGCAUGGCCACAGAUCGGAUCUGAUCUCUUUGUGGAUUACAUUUUCAGUAAAAUGUAUGGAUCUAUCUCUUCCUUGUUCUUAUAUCUAGAUCAUGAGACUUGACUAAGGCUGUUUCCUUAUCCUCCAUCCAUCUAUGGCGAACUAUAGCCAUGCAGCCGACAACAUUUUGCAAAAUCUCUCGCCUCUAACAGCCUUUCUGAAACUGACUUCCUUGGGUUUCAUAAUAGGAGUCAGCGUGGUGGGCAACCUUCUGAUCUCCAUUUUGCUAGUGAAAGAUAAGACCUUGCAUAGAGCUCCUUACUACUUCCUGCUGGAUCUGUGCUGCUCAGACAUCCUCAGAUCUGCAAUUUGUUUUCCAUUUGUAUUCAACUCUGUCAAAAAUGGCUCCACCUGGACUUACGGGACUCUGACUUGCAAAGUGAUUGCCUUCCUGGGGGUUUUGUCCUGUUUCCACACUGCCUUCAUGCUCUUCUGCAUCAGCGUCACCAGAUACUUAGCCAUCGCCCAUCACCGCUUCUAUACAAAGAGGCUGACCUUUUGGACGUGUUUGGCUGUGAUCUGCAUGGUGUGGACUCUGUCGGUGGCCAUGGCAUUCCCCCCAGUUUUAGAUGUAGGCACCUACUCCUUCAUUAGGGAGGAGGAUCAGUGCACCUUCCAACACCGCUCCUUCAGGGCUAACGAUUCCCUAGGAUUUAUGCUGCUCCUCGCUCUCAUCCUCCUAGCCACACAGCUUGUCUACCUCAAGCUGAUAUUUUUUGUCCACGAUCGAAGGAAAAUGAAGCCAGUCCAGUUUGUAGCAGCAGUGAGUCAGAACUGGACCUUUCAUGGCCCUGGAGCUAGCGGCCAGGCAGCUGCCAAUUGGCUAGCAGGAUUUGGAAGGGGUCCCACACCACCCACCUUGCUGGGCAUCCGGCAAAAUGCGAAUACCACAGGCAGAAGGCGGCUAUUGGUCUUGGAUGAGUUCAAAAUGGAGAAAAGAAUCAGCAGAAUGUUCUACAUAAUGACUUUCCUCUUCCUAACCUUGUGGGGUCCCUACCUGGUGGCCUGCUAUUGGAGAGUUUUUGCAAGAGGGCCUGUAGUACCAGGGGGAUUUCUAACAGCCGCUGUCUGGAUGAGUUUCGCCCAAGCAGGAAUCAAUCCCUUUGUCUGCAUUUUCUCCAACAGGGAGCUGAGGCGCUGUUUCAGCACAACCCUUCUUUACUGCAGAAAAUCCAGGUUACCAAGGGAACCUUACUGUGUUAUAUGAGGGAGCAUCUGUAAAUCUUUAGCCUUGUGAAACACUAACCCUCUCUGCUAAGCAAUUGUGGCCUGUAGCCAUGUCUGGAGAAGAAAAUCAAGGAUGGGAUCAGCAGUGACAAGGAUUUGGGCAACAUUCUGCAGUCUUUGCGAUAGUUCACCUAUUUUAAAUCUCCGAGUGAUCCUGCUGAUUGCUGGUGAAGGUUUGUAAUUAAGAAAGGACCGAACCACUGCCCUAAGUUUCUUUCUGUGGGUGAACACUAGAUAACGAAAGUAGCAGGUGCUAAGUAUCAGUGCUAAAUGCUGUGUAUAUCAUUACAUAUGAAAAAAAAAACUUAAAAAAACAAUUAGCAUUGGACAUUUUAAUAAAUUAAGUUGACAUGAGGUAAAUGUGUUGAUAAAAGCUAAUUUUAGAAGUUUGAAGACUUUAAAACAUUUCAUACUAUUUUUGUUUUGCAAAGACUACACUACUGGGGGACUUAACAGUACUGUAAUUCUUAAAAGAUGUGCCAUGAAUUAUUGGGGUACACCACUUUAAACACGCCUUGUAAGUUUGGGGGAGCAUUCCAAAGCAGUAUAUUGGUUCCAAUUAGAGUUUACCUUUUUUGUAUAAUUAUAUUGCUAUUUCUAAAUACCACUUUCCUUCCCUACCAGUGAAAUUGCUAGCAUUGAACUGUAUUAUGUGUUUUUUGUUGAUUCAGUAAAAAAAAAAAAAAAAAAGAAAGAAAAAGAAAAAGUUUCCAGUUUGUUUCUAUUUUACAAAUGCUAGAUAUCUCUCUGGGAGGCAACAUGAAUGCAAUCAACUGACCAGAGAUGAGCAGUUCUAAAAAUGCAGAAUAAACACGUGUUGCCUUAAAGGGUUAUCUAGUAUCCUUCAUCUUCUUUAGCAGUGGAGCAAGUAGUCAAGAGGCAAUGAAUCAGUAACCUGUCCUGGCUGUUCAUCAGGAAGUGCAUGGAAGAGCAUUGAAUACUUUCCCCUCUUCCCUCACAUGGUUUGGAAAUUAAGGUGCACACCAUUAGGAUAAUGAGAUUUUCUUCUGAGUUGUGCUGCCCAUUCUAGUGGGGUCUAAGAAACAGACAGUUGAUACGUGUUUAUAUUGUAAGUCAGCUGUCAGGGGAGCCCACAGCCUUAGUAUGACAUCUGGCAUAAUUUGUGAAGCAUUUAUUGUAUGGAAGGCACAGUCUUCUUUAUACUUUCUGCAUAUUCAGUGUACUGAUCUUUUAAAUUAUUUCAGUUUUAACUUGUGAAAGCUUAUAAUAUGAUUUCUGGUAUUUUAGAAAUACAUUAGAUUCUUUGAGUCUCAUUCUUUAAGAUACAGAUGUGUGAACUUCAAUAUAAAGUUGCAUUUGCCAAAAUUUAUCUGUGUAGCCUGUUAAUUUUUGUGGAAUAAAUUUUACAUAUUUGGCAUAUAAUUUUCUUUAAUUUAGCAUACAAGAACAAACUAGACAAAUUUGCUUUAUAAUAAUUUUUAUUUUUGUAGCUACUAU